GGCCUCUGCUCGCUCUCUGUUUCUUCUUGAAUCAUACAAUGAUUACAGCUCGUCCUCUGCUGGAGGACGGAGGGAAGUGCACAGGUGCUGUUCUUAUUAUGAUCACCUGACACGAGUUUGUUUCCCGUUUUCUUUCUCUCUUGAAUUUGCAGCGGCUGCAAAGCAAAGCCGAGGUAAGCUGCUGCGUUUCACCAAUGCUGCUGUUUCACAGUCCUCCAGGCUUCUUCAACACCGAGCGGAAACUCAAAGGCUGCAGCUCCUGAAUGACUCGGCCGUGAGCUCUCUGUGUGUGUGUGUGUGUGUGUGUGUGUGUGUGUGUGUGUGUGUGUGUGUGUGUGUGUGUGUGUGUGUGUGUGUGUGUGUAGACAUGGGGAGGCAUUUCCACAGCGAGGUCGACAUUAACAGUCCAUGGCAUCAGGUGCUGGCCGCCUUCUGGCAGCGCUACCCUAACCCAUACAGCGCCCACGUCCUCACAGAGGACGUCCUGUACCGCGAGGUCACCCCCAGCAACCACCUGUUAUCACGGCGACUGCUGACCAAGACAAACCGGCUGCCGGGCUGGGCGGAGCGUGUGUUCCCCGCUCACUUGGCCCGGGCCGUCUACGUGUUGGAGGACUCCAUCGUGGACCCGCAGACGCACACGUUCACCACCAAGACCUGGAACCUGAACCACAACACGCUGAUGACGGUGGUGGAGCGCUGUGUGUUUGAGGAGGACGGCAGUCGGCCAUCUUGGACCAAACUCAGGAGGGAGGCCUGGAUCCUUUCGGCCGUCUGCGGCCUGGCCCGGCCCAUACAGGAGUUUGGUCUCGCCCGGUUUAAGAGUAACCAAGUCAAAGCCAUGAAGGGGCUGGAGUUCGCGCUGUCCAAGAUACAGACUGAGGCCACCCCUCAUCUCCAUGGCGACCAGGGUGAGUCAUCAGAGAAGCACAAGCCCCCGCCACCACCACCAACACAAGCCACGCCCACCUCUUCCCAGAAGCCCAAGCAGUUCGUCUGAACUUCCUCUGCCGUAACAGUAGAAAACCUGCACCUAUUGAUCGGACUAGUCGAUACAGAGGGGGCGGGGCGUCACGUCACCCUCAGCCGUGAUUGGUCGGAAGCGACCAGUAGAGAACAGCUUUUAAAUGUGACUGAAGCGGAGCGGAAACUAAUUGAUGUUAGCUGCUGUCAGUUGUCGUCUCCUGAAAUACAAUCGUUCCCAGAAUUCCUUGGAACUGGUUUAAACUGUCUUAGUAAAAAAAACGUUUUUAUUUUUUUAUUUAUUAACUGUGGUUUUUAUUCCUUUUCAAGAUGAUUCUGUUGUAUUUAUUUACUUUGGGGGGUUAGUUCAUGUGGAGUCAAAGUCUCACACCAGAGGUUUUGUUAUUUGAGUGUGACCUUUGUAAGCAGUAUUGUUAUAAUAUUAUUAUUAUUGUUAUUCUGUUGAAGAUCUCCUUAGACUUGUAUUUUUUACAUUUAAUUUUUUACUUUGUUAUUUUAUUUUAUAAUAUGUUUUAAAUAAUUUUAGUCAUUCCACUAAUAUUUUCUUUGUCAUUUAGCAGAUGUGUCACUGGAAAGUCUUUCUUGCUGAAUUUGUCAGAUCAGAGCUGUUUAGUCUUAGAUUGUUGUACAGAUGCAUGUUUCAUGUGAACAUUUCCUUCAGUCAGGAACCUGUUACCAGAUUAGCUAAACAGGGUUUUCCUCAGCUCCUGAUAUUAAACUUUCAAGUUGUAAUCCUUAA
Micropterus dolomieu (smallmouth bass) is the source of this 1723-nucleotide messenger RNA. Its product is annotated as PRELI domain-containing protein 1, mitochondrial-like. NCBI's taxonomy places the organism in Eukaryota, Metazoa, Chordata, Actinopteri, Centrarchiformes, Centrarchidae. Gene Ontology annotation, biological process: phospholipid transport. Bases 368 to 1000 code for a protein of 210 amino acids. Gene Ontology annotation, cellular component: mitochondrial intermembrane space. Gene Ontology annotation, molecular function: phosphatidic acid transfer activity. The transcript has 6 exons. The record is from RefSeq and is a predicted model, not a curated record.